Mustela lutreola (European mink) is the source of this 7090-nucleotide messenger RNA. It is a transcript of the gene SLC2A13, whose product is annotated as solute carrier family 2 member 13. The coding region runs from base 277 to 2223 and encodes 648 amino acids. The record is from RefSeq and is a predicted model, not a curated record. The transcript has 10 exons. Gene Ontology annotation, biological process: transmembrane transport. NCBI's taxonomy places the organism in Eukaryota, Metazoa, Chordata, Mammalia, Carnivora, Mustelidae. Gene Ontology annotation, cellular component: membrane. Gene Ontology annotation, molecular function: myo-inositol:proton symporter activity.
CCCGCCUCCCGCCCGCUCCGCAGCGCCAGCUCGGCAGGCGCGGGGCGUGAGUCUCGAGUGAGACCCGCCAGGCUCCAACUCCGCAGCGCCGGAGCUCCGCGGGCAGCAACUUUCUACCCGGAGCAGCCGCGGCGGCGGCUGCUGCCGUGGCAGCCGGAGCGGGAGGCGGGAGGAGGAAGGCGGCGGCGUAGGUCCUGCCCUUUUGGGCUGUCCAGCCCUCGGAGACCGCCGGCCCGCGGAGCCUCGCCCCCCCGGGAAGUCCCGGGCCCCUGCCCUAUGUCCCGCAAGGCGAGCGAGAAUGUGGAGUACACGCUGCGGAGCCUGAGCAGCCUCAUGGGCGAGCGGCGCAGGAAGCAGCAGGAGCCGGACGCGGCGAGCGCGGCCGGGGAGCGCAGCCUCCUGGCGGCCGCCGAGUCGAGCGCCAGCCUGCAGAGCGCGGGCGCGGGCGGCAGCGGCGUCGGGGACCUGGAGCGCGCGGCGCGGCGGCAGUUCCAGCAGGACGAGACCCCCGCCUUCGUGUACGUGGUGGCCGUCUUCUCCGCGCUGGGCGGCUUCCUGUUCGGCUAUGACACCGGCGUGGUGUCGGGGGCCAUGCUGCUGCUCAAGCGGCAGCUCAGCCUGGACGCGCUGUGGCAGGAGCUGCUGGUGUCCAGCACCGUGGGGGCGGCCGCCGUCUCGGCGCUGGCCGGCGGGGCCCUCAACGGCGUCUUCGGCCGCCGCGCCGCCAUCCUGCUGGCCAGUGCCCUCUUCACGGCCGGGUCCGCGGUGCUGGCCGCGGCCAACAACAAGGAGACGCUGCUCGCCGGCCGCCUGGUCGUGGGGCUCGGCAUCGGCAUUGCUUCCAUGACAGUGCCCGUGUACAUCGCCGAGGUCUCCCCGCCCAAUUUAAGAGGUCGCUUAGUCACCAUCAAUACCCUUUUCAUCACCGGAGGCCAGUUCUUUGCAAGUGUUGUUGAUGGAGCCUUCAGUUAUCUCCAGAAGGAUGGAUGGAGGUACAUGUUGGGACUUGCAGCAAUUCCAGCAGUUAUACAGUUUUUUGGCUUUCUGUUUUUACCUGAAAGCCCUCGAUGGCUGAUUCAGAAAGGACAGACUCAGAAAGCCCGUAGAAUUUUGUCUCAGAUGCGUGGUAACCAGACCAUUGAUGAGGAAUAUGAUAGCAUCAAAAACAACAUUGAAGAAGAGGAAAAAGAGGUUGGCUCAGCUGGACCUGUGAUCUGCAGAAUGCUGAGUUAUCCCCCAACUCGCCGAGCUUUAAUUGUGGGUUGUGGUCUACAAAUGUUCCAACAGCUCUCAGGCAUUAACACCAUCAUGUACUACAGUGCCACCAUUCUGCAGAUGUCUGGUGUUGAAGAUGACAGACUUGCGAUAUGGCUGGCUUCGGUGACAGCCUUCACAAAUUUCAUAUUCACGCUCGUGGGGGUCUGGCUUGUUGAGAAAGUUGGCCGCAGGAAGCUUACCUUUGGCAGCUUAGCAGGUACCACUGUGGCGCUCCUUGUUCUUGCUCUGGGAUUUCUGCUGUCUGCACAGGUUUCCCCACGCAUCACUUUUAAACCAGUCGUUCCAUCUGGACAGAACAGUACUUGCACAAGAUACAGUUACUGUAACGAAUGUAUGUUGGAUCCAGAUUGUGGUUUCUGCUACAAGAUGAACAAAUCAACUGUCAUUGACUCCUCCUGUGUUCCAGUUAAUAAGGCAUCUACAAAUGAGGCAGCCUGGGGCAGGUGUGAGAAUGAAACCAAAUUUAAAACAGAAGAUGUAUUUUGGGCUUACAAUUUCUGCCCUACACCAUACUCCUGGACUGCACUUCUGGGCCUUAUUUUAUAUCUUGUUUUCUUCGCACCUGGAAUGGGACCAAUGCCCUGGACUGUGAAUUCUGAAAUAUAUCCCCUUUGGGCAAGAAGUACAGGAAAUGCAUGUUCAUCUGGAAUAAACUGGAUUUUCAACGUUCUGGUUUCACUGACAUUUUUACACACAGCAGAGUAUCUUACAUAUUAUGGAGCCUUCUUCCUUUAUGCUGGAUUCGCUGGUGUGGGACUCCUUUUCAUCUAUGGCUGUCUUCCUGAAACCAAAGGGAAAAAAUUAGAAGAAAUAGAAUCACUCUUUGACAACAGGUUAUGUACAUGUGGCGCUUCAGAUUCUGAUGAAGGGAGAUAUAUUGAAUAUAUUCGGGUGAAGGGAAGUAACUAUCAUCUUUCUGACAACGAUGCUUCUGAUGUAGAAUAAUUUUCAGAUGCUGAUUUAUUUAGGUAUUUAAACAAACCUGGGGGACAAAAGCAGCAAUUGGUGACCUCAAUGCCCUGCUUUUAAUCUGGUUCUUUCCACAGUCUAGUUUUGAAUGACCUCAUAAUCUAGAAUAUUUGAUUAGGAGGAAGAUACAACCAUGAUGACAUUUUUUUUUCACAAGCAGAAAUAUAAAACAAUAUUUAGAGAUUUUAAACUAAUAAUUACUGAACAAAUGUAUGUAAUUCCUUCCUGAGGUAGUCUAAAAUGAAUAUUGUAUCCAGUGACUUCAGUGGUAUCCUUUUUUCCUAAAACCAUAUAUAAUUAUUAGUGGCAAUAGAAUCAGUCUAUUCUAGCUUAAUUGUAUGAUAUACUUAUGAAGGAGGAUUCUGGGAUAAGAUCCGAGGGUGUUUUCUGUCAAAACAUGGCCUGUUGGUCCUAAAUUUUCCGAAGGACAAGAAGUGUAUCUGUGAUCAGCUAUUAGAAAGAUUCUGUUUAAGCUUUCAACAAAUUCAAAAGUACCUCAUACAGAGGCACAGUUGUCCUUAUCUCCUGUGGAUUCCACAUUUUGGUCUCUCUCUCCAAAUCAGAUCUUGAGAGUUCUUCAGAAACUGACUCUGCACAGGACCUUUUGAACAUUAUGAAAAGCAGGUCUUUUAGGGUUUAUUUUCAUACAUAUAUUUUGCAUUGGUGAUAAGUAUACAUUUGCACAGAUAAGGUAGCAAGUUUUGAUAAGUAUAUUUUAUUGCUAGAAAGUAAGAAAGAAAACAUUUUUAUGGAUCCCUGAUAUGAGUUAGUCACUUAGGUACGCAACUAUAAACACAAAAUAGCACCAGAUCUUUGACUGUGUUUCAGGGUUUCUGUUCAUGCCAAAAUCACCUGAUGCUUACCAUGCCUUCACUCAUCGCCUCUGGAGUCCUACUAUUUGUGCCUUCAUUUGUGUUAAUACAAAUAGUUGCUAGCAGACUAUUUUUCCCCUUCUUUUAAUCGAGUAAUUCCUGAAGCAAAAAAGAAAGAAAGAAAAAAUCAGUGACAGAUAAUCCAGCUGUUACUGAUGUUUUAAUUAAAUAGUGGGACAAAUUUUUUCCUUAGUUUUUUUAGUAACUCUUAAGGGAACUGUGACAUUACUUAAUAAUACUAUAGUCUUUUUUUUUACUUUAAGAACAUAAACUCAUUUUUAUUUUGCACACCCUUUUCUCAUUUGCCCUGACAGUUUAUCAAAAAAAGACAUAGAUAUGUCUGUGGGUGUUUCCUUUUUCUCAUACUUGCUUGGACUUUUUUCCUUCUUGUCUAAAAAUUAGGAUUUUCUAUUGGAACAGAUUAAUGGUUCUAAUAUAAUAUACAUUGCUACAAUGUCUUCUCAAAAUGUUUGUUGGUUUUUAUGCCCAUUCAUCAAUGAACUCUAAUUUUUGCUCUUAAGAGCUAUUCAGAAUAUAAAAAAUUACUUGCUAAUUCCAAUGAAAAUAUGAAUGGUCUGGGGCCAGAUAGGAAUAUGUAAGUUUGAUGGACUUUAAUAUGGCUCUAAACUUCUAAUAAGGUACUCUUUGGAGUGAAAAGAUGGCUAUCUCUAAAUUCAGUGUGUUUCUGCCAGUCCCCAAGAUGUUUUGUUCUUCGCUUGAAGUCUGGUUUAUUCCUAGAACUAUUAUCAAAACUGAAGAUGUAGCCAAGGAGGUUUGUUCUCAUAGCCACCAGGAAUAUGGUAACUGCUUGAACUGUCAUUUUACUGGUCUAAAUAUCCUUCAGCCAAAAAAAAAAGUUUUCUUCCUUUGAUCAUUUCAUAUAUUAAAAAAAUUUUAGAGAGUUGUUUUCCCCUGAAUUAGGUGCUUUGAUUUCUAAGGGGAUAUUAAUAUUGAUCUUUUCCCCCAGAAAAGGAGAUGUGAUUUAAUAGAGAAAAUCAUUGAUAUUUCUUAUCCCAUAAGAAAUAUCUUAUCUGUGUAAUAUUUCACACAGGUAAAGUGGAAAAUGAGCUAUUGUGUGGUAAAAUCAGAAUAUGAUGGGAAGAAAAAAUAUUUAGACCAAUAAAGUGCUCUCUAAAAAUGUAUUUUUCUGAUUUAUCCAAAUUGCCUCAAUUCUUCUCUUUAUUACAUGCAUAGCCUUAACUAUAUGCUUAUGUACUCAGCUGUGCUGAAUGCACAGUAACUUUAUUAAAGGAGCAACUGGACUUUUAUUAUUUCUUAAAGCAGAACAUGGCCUGUUCUCCCUGACAUAAGCAAAUCGUAUAUUCAACUUUAUAUCCAUAACUGCACAUAGUAGCAGGGAAGAUUAGCCACAUUCUCCUUUAUUCUCCUCAACCUCUCCUUUAAAGGACUAUUUGUUAUUUAUAUAGUGAUAAAGACAAAUUUCCUUAUCUUUGAAGUACAAUACAGUUGGCACAGUAUAAAGAUUAUUGAUAAUUUUUUUAAAAACUACUUAAAAAGAAACCUUAUACAAUUAGAGUAUUAUUUUUAGAUUUGGUGAACCUUUAUAAUAUACUAAAAAUUAAGUAUUUGAAUUUUGCAGGUUUUUUUAUAUUAUGUACCUUUUAAGUUCUCAGCAUCUUUGGCUACCACCACCAACUUGAAAACAUUCCAUUUGAAAUACCAUCAAAUGUAUAUUUUGUAGGACAAUUUAUAUAUGGUAUGAUUUGACCUACCAUAUUAUAACAGGUUAAGCAUCAUGCUUUUAACCAAAAUUAGGGUUUCCUUCUAAGCAUGCUGCAAAUUCACUAGAGACCUAUUGUGUUUUAGGAACACGUAGUAAAGAAAAUCGUAACCCCUAUUUGAGGCUUAGCUUGGGUGGCUGAUGAGAUCUACCAUAGACUAAAGAGAAUGUAACCCUUCACCUGCAUUUGAACACAUAGGGCUGAAUGUGCUGUCAGAUAAAUUUUAAAGAUUUGGUAUUAAUAUUUUUCUUCAACACAAGCAUUCCUAAUAAUUUUGACUGUUGUACCUUAGUAAUUAAUUACCCAAAACAUUAUUUUUAAUGUAUUUGUAAAAGAUCUAAAUCAAAACUAAAUUUAAAAGGUAGUAUUUCCGUUUGUAAUUUUGUUCCCAGCCAUAUGCAAUAAUUAGUCCCCUGAUGGAAAAUGCUAUGACAGUAAUGUUGUCAAGUGCUUUUUCAUAAUUUUAUUUUACCACUGAGCUAGAUUUUAGUGUAUGGAGUCUAAAUACUAUUUUUUAAGUUACUCUAAAAUGAGAAUUCAAUUAAAACAAAAAAUUUAGAAGUUGCUUACUAUCAUUUCAAAAUCCAUUAUCUAGAGGAAGAAUGAAGAGGAAAAAUGUUAACUGACAACUUACCCUUUGACUUUUAUAUUGGAAAGUAAAAUUGAAAUGUAAUUAUAGAUUCUAGGGGAAGGAUAUUCUAAAAAAUACUAUCUAUAUCUUAUCUAAGAAAGUCCCACAGCUUAAUGACACUAAUGGCUUAAAAUACCAUAAUAUAGUGACAGGGAGUGGAAGGAUUUUUAUCACAUUGGCACAGUAAUUAAGAAUAAUUAAUGAGAUUUUUGUUAUAAUCAGUUAUAUUUUUUAACUGUUUUCCUGAUUAGAAAAUCUCAAAUUCUACUUAGCACCUAACAACUUACAUUUAUACAGCUGUUGCAACAAGUUUUCAGUUUUUAUCUUUUUACUAACUGCAAAUAAAAAAAAUGACCUAGCAGGCCCAUGACAGAGAAUUCAUAACAUGUGCUUUAUAGAAGAAUCUAUUAAACAGUGGAUAAAAUAUAUAGCUGCUGCCUAUGAAAAGACUUAGAAUUCUUCUCUGGAUUGAUUUUAAUGUCCUGUUUUCUUUUUUAUCAGUUUUCUUAGCCUCAUGUACAAAAAUGUCAAGCUAGUUUGAUGAAGUGAUCAGUUGGUAACAACAGAUCAAUUAUCAGUACUUUCAGUUCUUCUGGGUGAGAAAUAUUGCUGUUUUCUGGAAAUAGCAAUCAUUUAAAAAUGCCAAAUAGCUAACUGCUACCAACUCUCUUUUACAUCGUCUUUUAGAGGGGGAAAUAUUUGUGUGCCAGUAAUCAUCAAAGAGAUAUUUUGUAAGAGUGUUAAUGAUGUUCAGAAAUACAUGAGAGAAUUUUAUCCUCUUAAUUUGCCUGUGAGUGUAGAAUGGUGUGAUUCCUAUAAAUCUUUAUAUGUAUAAAGCAGUCUUGCACUUGAGUAAUUUGUCUAUGGAAUGUUCAAUAACUACUUUCUUUAGCAGUAAUAUUCAUAUAUUUAUUUCACACAGUUAAGUUCAUGUGUUUGAUUUUUGUCAUAUCAGUAUGAGAAAAAGGAAUGCAGCGUACAAGUACUUAUAAACCGAUAUUUUGUGAAGUUUUAUGAUUUUAGUAAAUUUAACAUCAUUCCAUCUCAUUUGAAGGUUAAAAAAAAAAAUAAGACUUAACUCUAGCCAAAGUAGAACUUUAUAUUCUACAUGUCCAAACUGGUUCCUAGAGGCUUUUGGACUAUAUAUCACAUUUGAUGUUAGAGUAUCUUUAUUUGUAAUAAAUGUUCAGAUUUCUAUUUAAAAGCUCUAAUGUACAUCUAGAUUAAAUCAAGAGUUUUAUGCUUUUAAAAUAUGUAUUUCAAAAUGUAUAUUUUAAUUUGAGUGCAUGUUAUAUAUAUAGUAUUUAAUACUUCACAUGUCUUGGAAAAUUCAAUAUAAAUAUUUAUUCUUACAUGUGACUUAUGGGGUAUCUCUUAAAAAUUAUGACUAUGUAUCAUUCCCUUCAAAGUCAUUCUAGCCUAUAGCUGUAUCAAAAGUAUUGUAUAUUUUAUGGAAAUUUAGUGAUGUAUAUGUAAAUUUUUUAAGUUAUUUUAUUGAAGUUCAAUCUUUACAUAAAAUUAAAAUCUUUUUUUAAAAAAAGUGUCAGUGCCAGAACUGUAAAUGAAAAUAAUCAAAUAAAAGUUAUGACAAUUCAUUA